This is a messenger RNA of Pomacea canaliculata, 5799 nucleotides long. RefSeq names its product polypyrimidine tract-binding protein 1-like. Gene Ontology annotation, cellular component: nucleus. NCBI's taxonomy places the organism in Eukaryota, Metazoa, Mollusca, Gastropoda, Architaenioglossa, Ampullariidae. Gene Ontology annotation, molecular function: mRNA binding. The coding region runs from base 640 to 2418 and encodes 592 amino acids. The record is from RefSeq and is a predicted model, not a curated record. The transcript is spliced from 18 exons. Gene Ontology annotation, biological process: regulation of RNA splicing; mRNA processing.
GCGUGCGGCCAGACCGGUCGGUGCUGUCGCGCAGGCAGUCACACAUCGUAGCAGCGUGCCAAAGGCUGGAGUUGCUUUUCUUUCACCAAGUCUCUCACAUCGCCGCCUGCGCUAACCGCUUACAGACAAAAGCCGGAGAGAGAGAGAACAGUGGGUAUCCCAACUUCACGGCCUUGUUGUCACCAAAAGUACCUGAGAGGCUUUUGUCUUACGGCGUGAAGCCAGCGGGGUGUGCAUGAGCGUGCGCCAACGGCGCCCGGUGUGUGUUGCUGCCUUGUCUUGCUUGCUAGCCGCCAAUACUGACAAGUGUGCACAUCGAGAGGGCGGGUACGCUUCUUUGCUCUCAGGCUCCUCCCGCGCUCCACACGCAAGAGAGUUUGGCGUCGAGGCUUGCCACCCCCAGCAACGCAAGUCUUCAGCGGUGGGGUGGGGUGGGGGGAGCUCGCUGGCGCUGCUUACCCAAGUGUGACCAGGCGGGCCCAAACCGGGGGGAGGGGGGACCGGCAAAAGUCGGCGGGAAAAGGGAGGCAAGUACGCGUGGAGGUUGAGGUGCUUGGCCACCUGAGCUCUCCCCCCACUUUUUUUUUUUUUCGUCCUGGCCAUCAAGUCCAGUAACCGGCCUGCAAGUGGACGCGCAGCAUGUACGUAUGUUGGUACAACUACGGAGGACAACCAGCCGUUGCUGUGCCGCAGUCCCUCGCCGCUGCUCCUGUUCCACCACUCGUCCCACAGCCUGUCCCCGCACUGCAUCACCAGGCACCCGCCGAGUACCUGAUACCCGUCUCGCCACAGACUGUUCUUACACACCUUGGUGUACCUCGUAAGAGAGGAUCAGAGGAACUGAUGUCGCACGGUGCUAUGGUAACCAAUGGCACAGGCCUGAGUCCACAGCUACAGGGAGAGAUGAACGACGCUAAGAAGGUUAAACUUGAUUCUGGGGCAAACCCCCCAUCACGUGUGGUCCACAUUCGAAGUCUUCCACACGAGGCUGCUGAGACUGACAUUGUACAGCUGGGCAUGCCCUUUGGCAAGAUGACCAAUGUUCUGGUCCUCAAACAAAAGAACCAGGCAUUCCUUGAGUUCCAAGAUGAAUCUGCAGCAAUCAACAUGGUAUCAUAUUACCAGACUAAUCCUGCCCAAGUUCGCCUGAAGCCUUGCUAUGUGCAGUUCUCCAACCAUAAGGAGCUCAAAACAGAUGCUUCUCACUCUUUCCAGAAUGCCAAUGCACAGGCAGCUCUGCAGGCAGCACAGGCGGUGAUGGUCAGUGGAAAUGCUGAUGAGCAGACGACAAUUCUGCGAGUUAUUGUAGACAAUGUCCUGUAUCCUGUCACCUUGGAGGUCCUUCAUCAGCUGUUUUCACGAUUUGGCAAAGUAUUAAAAAUCAUCACUUUCACCAAAAACAAUACAUUUCAAGCUCUUAUCCAGUUCUCUGAUCCCAUUUCUGCUACAACAGCAAAAGCGUCACUGGAUGGCCAGAACAUAUACAAUGGCUGCAACACCCUGAAAAUUGAUUACUCCAAGCUGACCAACCUGAAUGUCAAGUACAACAAUGACAAAAGUCGAGACUUCACCCGCCCUGACUUGCCAUCUGGGGAUCCCGCUCUAGAUCAGCUGCAGAUGGGAGGUGCCCCCGGGAUGGUGACGUCCCCUUUCACAGCUGUGCCAGGCUUUGGAGCGGCUUCACCCACUGCGAUCAGUGCCGCAGUGGCUCAGGGAGCACAUGCCUUUGGCCUGGCAGGUGGGGUGCCUAUGGCAGGAUUUGGCAUGGCCAGUCCUGGAGCCUUUGGGGCAGCUGCUCGUCUGGGCAUGCCUCUUGCCGCGCAGGGUGGCAGCAGUGUUAUUCUUGUGUCAAACCUGGAUGAAGAGAAGGUCACGCCCGAUGCUCUCUUUACCCUUUUUGGUGUGUAUGGGGAUGUGCACCGUGUGAAGAUUCUCUUUAACAAGAAGGAUAAUGCUCUAGUGCAGAUGGCAGAUCCGCAUCAGGCUCAGCUUGCGAUUACGUACUUGGAUAAAGUUCGAGUGUGGGGCAAGAAUAUCCGCGUUGCCCAGUCUCGCCAUGCUGUGGUGCAAAUGCCUAAGGAGGGACAGCCGGAUGCUGGACUGACUAAAGACUUUGUCAACUCGCCACUUCACAGAUUUAAACGUCCUGGCUCCAAGAAUUGUCAGAAUAUUUUCCCUCCAUCUGCAGUCUUGCAUCUGUCCAACAUUCCAGCCAGUGUGACAGAGGAGCAGAUUCAAAGUUGGUUUAGUGAUUAUGGUGCAGUCAGGGCAUUCAAGUUUUUCCAGAAAGAUCGCAAGAUGGCAUUGGUCCAGAUGUCGUCAGUCGAUGAAGCCAUUCAUGCUUUAAUAGGUAUGCACAAUAAGCAAGUUGGAGAGAACAGCCAUCUUCGUGUGUCCUUCUCCAAGUCCACAAUCUAAAGCUCAGACUGUUCCCUUCAGCCAGGACCUAGCAAGCUAGAGAAAACGAGUGUGUGCAAGCCAGGGAAAAAAAAAAUCUUCAUUUUAUACAUACACUGUACUACUCUGUCAGCAUAUUGUAGACCAAUUGCAAAUUAUUACUUUAACUAACCCACCCAGUCCCACCCAAAAUUGUUUAAUUUAAAUAACUCCCCCCUUCCCCCCAGAGAAGUAGUUGGGCUGGAGCACCACUCCACUUGAGGCCACCAGUACAGGGAUUGUGUGGAUUGUGCUGGGCCUCUGUCAGCAGUGCUGGGGUGAACAAACCAACAAGUGCCUUCUGUCCCCAGCUCUGCAGCUGAUGCUCUUGCCAAGACAUGCUGGAGCCUGCACAGUAGCUUUCAUAAUAAUGGUAGUACACAAAAUGGAAAGCUUUUGUUUUUUUUUUUAAAGCGCCCACGUUCCAACCACCUCCUCCUAAGAAGUAAGUUGGUGCACUACCCAUGUGAUGGUCAGAGGACUCAGUUGGCUUGCAGGUCAUCUGUGGGUGUUCUCUCUGGACCAUGUGACUGUGAGGUUGAGCAUCAAAUUGCACUUGGUUUUAGUGAUAAGAAAAAGGUAUGUGCCCAGAUAGCCUUUUGCAAUUUGGUUUACGGGUUUGAGAAUGUUCGGAUUGACUUUCAAAUGAUCCCAUAUUGUGCAAAAGGUAUUUUUUUUAACUUGACAAUUUGGACAUUGGCAACAGUACCAAAUGGGAUUGUGCAUUAUUAGUGCAGACCAUUGUGUUGUUGUGUUUUUUUUUUUUUUGUUUGGUGGGUGGUGGUUCAUAUUUGUAGCCUCAGCACAUGAUGGCUGUUGAGAGGAUAAAUCUCUCUAAAAUGUCAGGCCCCCCCCCCUUUUUUUUUAAAAAGCAGAAACUACAACAGAACUACAAACGAUGUCUUGAUGUCAUCUCCCAGCCUCUCAGGCAGCACAAUGUCCAUGUGGACUCAGAGACUGAUGGAGGUGUCACUGUAUUCCACUAACCCUCAUUAUGCACAUCAGACAGGCUGACGCUGGCCUCCAGCUAUGUUGAACCCAUUCCCCCAUUCUUUUCCAAUACCCGAUGCAGUAUGUCACUGUUCACAAAGUUGGUUUUUUUUUUCACAAGGUUUUUGCAUGGUCAUGAGGGAGGUCAUCUUUUACAGACAAUAUUCAGACUUGAAAAAAGUAAUUUCUUGCCAUAGCUCAGUGGGGAGAAAGCCAGAUGAUGUGGGAAUCCUGUGUCUUGUAGGCAGUCUACACACAGCUGUUAGACAUGGUUAAACAGGCAGUUCCCUGUUAUUUGUAGUAUCCUGAUGGUCAAGAGAUAAGAAAUCCAUUGUGUUGUGUAAGGGUGGAGCUGACAAGUUACUAUAGGUAGGCAAGUCAAUGCAAGGCAUUUGCUGUCUUAUGCCUAGGGCCACAGGGCCACUGGAACUUCACUCCUGUGCCUCCUCCAAGGCUGGAUUGGGUAGGGUGUUGUGGGUUUAAAAAGUGUUUUUGAUAAAAUGGUCAGACAUUUAUGUUGAUUUGUGUCCAUUUGUAAGUUCUAUUUUUGCAUUUCUGGUGUUUAGAAUGGUAACGAGGUGGAUAUAUAUUUUUGCAUUUUUGACAGUCCAGUGUGUGGGGAGGAGAUUUGUGUGUUGAGUUUUUUAACAAGCAGGGUGAAGCUUAUGGCAUUGUUGCUCCCUGAACCAUGUUUCUUAUGCCAGCCUUGAUACCCUGUGUUUGAUACAGUCAUUUGUUGACGUUGCCCAGUGUAAGCAUGUGUUGAGUGUGUAGUAGCUGAACUACCUUCCUGAUGCUGUAGGCUCUCUUUGCCUUUUUAUACUUUUUUUUAAAUGCAUUGACAGUGGUGGUAUGUUCUGUGUCCAUGUCACGGAGGAGGUUUGGCGUACCUGUCUCUGGCAGAAACCACGUUUAUGUAUCAGCUACAUGCAACCCAGCAUUCCUUCCAAGCAUCAUUCAAGUGGUUUGAUCCAUUGGCUGUUCCAGCCACAUCUGUUUCUAUGUGUAGUUUCAUAAUUUAGAACAGCAGCCUGCUCUUAGGAGAAUGCUCCUCUCUUGUGCUGUAACUAGAUGAUGGCUUUCUGCUUUAACACCAGAAUUUCAGUUUCCUGUUUUUGGGGAACCAAGGCAGCGUGCCUAGUUCUCAUCAAUGCUGCUGUGUUUCAAAAUGACAGGCCUUGUGGACAAUCACUGCCUGUUGAUGUUUUCCAGCUGUGAAGGAGCAAACGGGGCGGUGCUGUUUUCCUGUAGCAGGCAGACUGGCUGGCUUUACCUGCUGUGUGGUAAAGUGUCAGAAUUGUAGGCAAAGGGUCCCAUGGCUUGAAACCUCUGUGCAGUUAUGUUCCCACCAACGUGUUUUUGAUCUUAGCUCCACAGCUGUGCAGAUCUUCCUUAGCAUUUUGUGUGAAUUGUAAUCACUUCAGCAGCAGCCACGUCCUUGCAGUCUGGCUCCAAAGUUUGAAGAUACUUCCUCAAGCCAGUACUUUUUAUCAUUUCCCAGCCUUGCUAAGACUCCUCCCUUCCAGUGCCUGCUGUAGAUUUGUUCUGGUGCAUGUAUCAUAGGUGUUAGCCCAGCAAUGUUAAACUUUGCCUUGCCUGCGAGCUUUAGUGAAGCCUGUAGGGCAGAAGUAAGAAGUCAGACAGAAAAGAGCUGCUGGUGGGUGACACAAGAAAACGUUAGCAGUGGCACACUGGCCAAGAAGUGACUAGCUCUUGUCAGGUCAAGGGCAGCUUGCUUCAUGUCUUCAGCUUAAAGGCCGAUGUCUACUGUCCAGACGGAAGCGAAUGGUAUCACCCGUGCGAGGGAAGGUAGGAGUACACGCGGUGCGGACUGCUAGCGGUCAUUCGUCUUAAAUUACUACCCAGACAAAAGGUAGGGUGGACAUCACAGGCACGCCGACAGCACCAUGUACUCCUACCUUCCCUCGCACGGGCGAAACCAUUUUUAAAAAAAACCCACCGGGACAUUGGCCUUUAAGAGGUUUGCUGCAUCAGCCUAUUGAUGAUAAGACAGGAAUGCUGACUCGUGGUCAUGAAAUGCUAGAUGUGGCCUGUCUGGUUCAUGCAGCCAAGGCAUCCUCUUUGUUCAACGUGCCUAAUUGAGGGAACAACUCUUAAAACCAGGCUGUUUUAAAAGUUUUUUUUUUUAAAAAAAAAACCCGACUGAAUCAAUAUUAACAUCUUUUUUUAUUUAUUGGAUGUCACUGCAAAAUCCUCUUUUAGGGAAGCUUUGCAGUUUAUUUACAAAAGAUGCCUCAUUGUUUUAAAGUUUAAAAAAAUGUACCAAUUGAACAGAUUUACAGAAAUUGAAUUGUAUUGCGCAAUCAUAUGAUAUUAAAUACCAUUUUGUAAUAAAACCUUCAGAUGAACUGG